Molecule: messenger RNA, 1146 nt
Organism: Trypanosoma rangeli
Lineage: Eukaryota; Euglenozoa; Kinetoplastea; Trypanosomatida; Trypanosomatidae
Product: surface protease GP63
Exons: 1
Biological process (GO): cell adhesion; proteolysis
Cellular component (GO): cytoplasm; membrane
Molecular function (GO): metalloendopeptidase activity
Source: RefSeq, a predicted model, not a curated record
GCUCUUGGAUUCAGCAUGGAACAGAUGAAGAAGCACGACAUGCUGUUGAACGAGACUGGUGUGCGCGGUAGCAGCUCUCCCGUGACGGUGGUGAAGUCACCUGUUACGCUGAGCAAGGCGAAGCGGCACUACGGCUGCAACACCCUCAAGGGCAUGGAGAUGUUCAAUUAUAAAGGGGCAUAUGUGUGGUCGGUGCGCAAUGCGAAGGACGAGUUGAUGAGUCCGUUUGGUGCAACAGUUGCCGGAUACUACACUGCACUGACGAUGGCGGCGUUUGAGGACCUCGGCUACUACAGGGCAGUGUGGGGGAUGGAGGAGCCGAUGGUGUGGGGCAACAACUCCGGCUGCGAGUUCCUGGAUAACCCGUGCUCGGAGAAGACUCCCACCACUUACCCCGGCAUGUUCUGCGAUAAAAAUGAUGAGUUGUCGAUUCGCUGCACGUCCAACCGUCAAGCCAUCGGGAUGUGUUUUCGAAAUUUUAAGGCUCCUGAAGCCAGCAGUGACGAAAAGGAGACCUGUUUUUUUGUUUCACAGCCUGAUUCUGGAAAAGAACAACUUUGCUCAGCGGAGCAUAGGAACGACAUCAUACCGGGAUCCCUCCGUGGAAAGGGCUCGUGGUGCCUCGAUGCAGAAUCAUUCACGUUCAAGAGUGACACUGCCUCCAAUGGGAAUUUUGUCGUACACGCAGUGUGUGCGAUGGUGCAGUGCGAGGAGGGCAAGGUGAAGGUGAAAUAUCUUGGCGGGAGUGAUUUUGAGUCGUGCCCCGAAGGGGAGUUCAUCACGCCCAAAUCGCCGCACUUCAAGGGCGGCGGAAGGGUCAAGUGCCCGAGGUACGAGGAGGUGUGCACCAUCGCCGCCGAUGGCAGCAGCCUCAUCAACCUAAAGAAAGACGACCACGGCAAAGGUGACCAUGGCAAAGACGACCACGGCAAAGGUGACCAUGGCAAAGACGACCACGGCAAAGGUGACCAUGGCAAAGACGACCACGGCAAAGACGACCACGGCAAAGACGACAACGAAAAUGACGACAACGAAAAUGACGACUACGGCAAAGGCGACCACGAUGGCUGUGCGGCUGCUGUUGUUCUUUCCAGUCUGCUCCUCGCCGUGAUUGCUGCGAUGGUGGUGGCGACGGUGCCGCUUUGA